Messenger RNA from Ramularia collo-cygni, 1047 nucleotides. RefSeq lists its product as uncharacterized. The transcript has a single exon. The coding region runs from base 1 to 1047 and encodes 348 amino acids. NCBI's taxonomy places the organism in Eukaryota, Fungi, Ascomycota, Dothideomycetes, Mycosphaerellales, Mycosphaerellaceae. Gene Ontology annotation, molecular function: acyltransferase activity, transferring groups other than amino-acyl groups. The record is from RefSeq and is a predicted model, not a curated record.
AUGAAUUCCCACUCCCAAGGAGUCUACAGCCAUGCUCUGUCCGGUCCAUCCGGAAAAGAAACCAUAUCUCUCGCCCUCGACAUUCUCCGUCCAUUCCUACCCACCUCACUAGCUCUCUACAGAAGACUACAAUUCGGACAAUUCUUCCCCGAGACACUCCUCCUCACCAACUUCCCCACUCUAGAUAUCCGCCUAGCCUCCAACAAAAAAGAUCAAUGGUACCUAACCUUCCUCGACCGCUCCUCGCGCCCAGAAACAGAACUCUGGAUUUUUUGCUCGUGGGAAGCAGAUCCCAUCCCCUCCACUCCAGGCCAAGAAGAGGUGCAAAAUGACCUGAUUAGAAAUCUCCUCCAAUGUAUCAAAAACCUCCCACUCCCGGAAUCUCGCCAUCAACAUGCUCUAGCUGCAGAAGCUGCGAUUCAAGCCAUUGAAGACGGUAUUGCUAGUACCAACGAUAAAGACACCUCGGGUCAGACGCAUGGGGAUUACAUUGCACAUCUCCAAAACCCAUUCAUUAUCCUCCUAGGUGCAGUUCACGAGAAGACGGCAGCGAUUGUCCAUCGUUUGGGCGCUAGUGAAUGGGGAGCUCCCAAUCACUUUUACAUCUUCUCCUCCCUUCCCGACUCGCUGCCAGCGUCGAGUCCCUUGCCAGAAGGUCUUCAAUGGGGACAUUUACAGCCGUCGGAUUUCGCGCUGGUGCGAUCUCGUACGCAGAUUCCGCGGCAGGAAAAGACACUUGCUAUUCUGCCUCAGCUUGCAAUUCGUAAUGCAAAGGGUGAGCCCGUGGCAUGGGCAUUUGUUGGUUUGGAUGGGGCUGUGACGACUUUGCAUGUUGAGCCUGAAUAUAGAGGGCAGGGCAUCGCCAAAGCUAUCACGGCGAAACUAUUCAGAGAAUACAUGCAAGGACUAUGGGAAGACGGCGUGAACAACAUGUCACACGCAUAUGUUCUUGUGGGCAACGAUGCAAGUUCAGCAGUCUGCACGAGCAUAGGUGGCAGGAGUGGGUGGAUAGUGGAGUGGAUCAGGGUGGAUUUGGAAAGGGUUUGA